UCCAAAAACACAGGAUGCACAUCCUUCUGGCUCUUCUUUAUGUCUCCAUUGUAGCGGCUCCUGGAUGUUCAAGUCUUCCCACAAAGGGAGACUCAAUCAGAAAUACCAUAAACAGCAUAAUGAAUAUAGUUCAGAUAACUCUGGUCCACAUUAAGAAACUAAGGACAAAGUUGCCAGUGGCUCCACAGAUAGAACUGAGCACUCCUUCCAUUGAGGGACUAACUAGUAUCAGCCAUGACCUGGGACUUUUGGAUAAUGAACUGCAGAGCCCAUUCACAGAGCUCCUCAGUCAGAUCCAGGCUGAUGUAUCCAGCUUGGAGGGAAGAGUGCGAUCCUUGGCCAUUACAAUGGAAUGUCCCAUCCAGGCCAGACCCGGAGGACAGAUCAGUAACAAUUCGUUCCCCGACAGUCACCUUUACCAGACUCUGACAAAGGUGCAGCGCUACCUGGAAAAGUUUCUUCUCAGCAAGGACAAACUCAAGGUUUGCUGAGAAAAACACUUAAAUCACACAUAUGAAAAAAUCUUGUCAUAAUGCAAAUAUAAAGGCUUAUUUGCACAGUGUAGUCAACAGUAUUUUUUAAAUAAUAUUACACAUUGUCACAUAGUGAUGACAAAGCAUGUGAAAAACAUUU
Molecule: messenger RNA, 633 nt
Organism: Micropterus dolomieu (smallmouth bass)
Lineage: Eukaryota; Metazoa; Chordata; Actinopteri; Centrarchiformes; Centrarchidae
Gene: lepb
Product: leptin b
Exons: 3
Coding region: 15-491 (158 amino acids)
Source: RefSeq, a predicted model, not a curated record